GGGUGGUAUGUUAUGCUACGGUGGGAGGUUUUCACCUUUUGAUAGCUGCAAGCUCUUAAUAAUCAUCAAUGACGUUCCGCUCUGACUUGUCUUCGAUUGCACACUUCAAACCUCCAUCUAUCACUGUAAUGCGCCUCCCCUUUCUCUCUCUUCGGGAUCCGCAACAAUGCCUCUCGUGCACAUAGUCCUCUUUGAAUUUAAGCCGUCUGUUGAGCGCAGUGUGAUCCAAGACGUCUGCAAAAGAAUGCUAUCUUUGAAGCAGGAUUGCUUACACCCUUUGAGCAAGCAGCCAUACAUCCUGGAUUGCUCGGGCGGAAGGGACAAUUCCCCUGAAGGACACCAAGUAGGCGCAUUUUCACAUGGCUUCGUAAGCCAUUUCACGAACGAUGAAGAUAGGAGAUAUUACUUGGAAGAGGACCCAGCACAUAAGGCGUUUGUGAAGAGCUUGGACGGCAUUAUUCAAAAUAUAAGAAUUGUGGACUAUGAACCAGGAGCGUUCUAGAUUGGGUCGUUGUUGGGGCAUUGCAUUGGGCGUUGGAGGGGUUGAAUUUGAGAAGCCUUUACGAGUUGGCAGAGUGAAGCUCCCACAUAAGUGACGACUGCAAAUCAUUCUCAAGCACAGUUCUACCAGGAAACAUAAUUUGCGCACA
Messenger RNA from Hyaloscypha bicolor E, 650 nucleotides. RefSeq lists its product as uncharacterized. The transcript is spliced from 3 exons. The record is from RefSeq and is a predicted model, not a curated record. Bases 167 to 502 code for a protein of 111 amino acids. NCBI's taxonomy places the organism in Eukaryota, Fungi, Ascomycota, Leotiomycetes, Helotiales, Hyaloscyphaceae.